Messenger RNA from Lutra lutra (Eurasian river otter), 4353 nucleotides. RefSeq names its product heparan sulfate 6-O-sulfotransferase 1 (gene HS6ST1). Gene Ontology annotation, molecular function: heparan sulfate 6-sulfotransferase activity. The transcript is spliced from 2 exons. The record is from RefSeq and is a predicted model, not a curated record. Gene Ontology annotation, cellular component: membrane. The coding region runs from base 308 to 1543 and encodes 411 amino acids. Lineage: Eukaryota; Metazoa; Chordata; Mammalia; Carnivora; Mustelidae.
GCGUUCUCGGCGCUGCGCGGAGCAGAGUGGCGGGCACCGGGCCGCAGGGGGCGCGGGCUGGGGCCGGGGCCGGGGCCUGAGCGGAGCCGGAACCGAGCCCAGGGUCGGGCCCAGGGAGCCGAAGCCGGGGCCGGGCGAAGAGCAGCCAUGGCGCCGCGCAGGGCCGGGGCCCGUGCCGUUGCGGGCGGCCUGGGCGCCGAGUAACCGGGCCGGGCCGGAGCGCGGGCGGCGGCGGCGGCGAAGGCAGCUGCGCCCGCGCCCCCGCCCUCCCAGGCCCCGCGCCCCGCGCCGCCGGCGAUGGUGACACAUGCGGCGGCGGCGCGCCGGCGGCAGGACCAUGGUUGAGCGCGCCAGCAAGUUCGUGCUGGUGGUGGCGGGUUCAGCGUGCUUCAUGCUCAUCCUGUACCAGUACGCGGGCCCGGGGUUGAGCCUGGGCGCGCCCGGCGGCCGCGCGCCGCCUGACGACCUGGACCUCUUCCCCACACCCGAUCCGCACUACGAAAAGAAGUACUACUUCCCGGUGCGCGAGCUAGAGCGCUCGCUGCGGUUCGACAUGAAGGGCGACGAUGUGAUUGUCUUCCUGCACAUCCAGAAGACCGGUGGCACCACCUUCGGCCGCCACCUCGUGCAGAACGUGCGCCUCGAGGUGCCCUGCGACUGCCGGCCCGGCCAGAAGAAGUGCACCUGCUACCGACCCAACCGCCGCGAGACCUGGCUCUUCUCCCGCUUCUCUACGGGUUGGAGCUGCGGGCUGCACGCCGACUGGACGGAGCUCACCAACUGCGUGCCGGGCGUGCUGGACCGUCGCGACCCCGCCGCGUUGCGCACGCCCAGGAAGUUCUACUACAUCACCCUGCUGAGAGACCCCGUGUCCCGCUACCUGAGCGAGUGGCGGCACGUGCAGCGGGGGGCCACAUGGAAGACGUCGCUGCACAUGUGUGAUGGGCGCACACCCACGCCUGAGGAGCUGCCACCCUGCUACGAGGGCACAGACUGGUCGGGCUGCACGCUGCAGGAGUUCAUGGACUGCCCGUACAACCUGGCCAAUAACCGCCAGGUGCGCAUGCUGGCCGACUUGAGCCUGGUGGGCUGCUACAACCUGUCCUUCAUCCCUGAGGGUAAGCGGGCCCAGCUGCUGCUGGAGAGCGCCAAGAAGAACCUGCGGGGCAUGGCCUUCUUCGGCCUGACAGAGUUCCAGCGCAAGACGCAGUACCUGUUCGAGCGGACGUUCAACCUCAAGUUCAUCCGGCCCUUCAUGCAAUACAACAGCACGCGGGCAGGUGGCGUGGAGGUGGAUGAGGACACCAUCCGGCGCAUCGAGGAGCUGAACGAUCUGGACAUGCAGCUCUACGACUACGCCAAGGACCUCUUCCAGCAGCGCUAUCAGUACAAGCGGCAGCUGGAGCGCAGGGAGCAGCGCCUCAAGAGCCGAGAGGAGCGUCUGCUGCACCGCGCCAAGGAGGCGCUGCCGCGGGAGGACGCCGAGGAGCCCGGCCGCGUGCCCACUGAGGACUACAUGAGCCACAUCAUCGAGAAGUGGUAGUGGUGGCCAGCCGUGGGGGGUGGCCCCUUGGGGGCGGGGGGCGGGAUGGGAAGCCCAAACCAGAGAACCCACGCAGAACUCUGCUGGGAAGAGGGUCCCAGGUGCGCUCACCAGAAGGCAGAUGCGUGCUGAGCAAGGAUGACGAGUGGGACAGGACGCGGGCGGGGCUAGUUUUCACUGCUCCUCCCAGACCACCGUGUGAGGAGUCAACCAGUGCAACCCUCCAGAAGGGGGCUGUGCUUGAGGGGCGCCCCAGGCAAGGGCUGCCCGCAGGUGGCGUCCGUGUUUUCCCGGCCUCCACUCACUCACAGUGGCCGAAGUUCUGAAGACAAGAAAAAGCAGAGUAGAGACAACACUCACCCUGCCAGGAGCAUGUCCUACACCCACUGUGCACCCCUGCUUGCUCUCUCCCCACUGCAGGCCAGCAGCGGCCUGACACCAGCUCCAGAUACCCUCCCAAACUCGGGCCACCCAGGCAGUCCCUUGGUCCCUGGGGCCCCUGGGCCAGAGUGAAGCCCGUCCCUGGGCACAUAGGCAGCCCCUUGAGGUGUCCUCAGGAAUGGAGCUCCUAGCUCACCCAUCUUCAGUGGUCAGAGCCCACCUCGCCUAAAGCCGAGAAGACUAUAGUCCUUCCCUCCUUGGGAAGCCCACUCUCUCUCUGGCCCAAGGUCAAAACACACAGUCUAGCUUUAUGCUUUGGGUCAGGAGAUCAAAGCACACCUCUGGAGCCCUUCCCCCCCAUUUCCCACAGUCCUCAGGCUGAGGAGGGCUGCAGGGAGAUGGGCCCACAUGCACUGCCCCCCAUUCUGAGGGCAGAGUGCAUCCCAGGAGUAGGAAGUCUGUGUCCAAGGAUGCUGCCACCUGUGUCCAAGCACCCCCCCCCCCUUGCCUUUGGGGAUGGCCACCUAGCCAGACCAGCCAGACAGGAGGAGAAUUUCCCCUGCCCCAUAUACCUUUCCGACCCUCUGAGAUACGGUAGACUGUCCCUGGGCCCCGGGAUCAUACCCACUGUUCCCACAACCCCAUGUGCAAAAGUACAAUCGAGCCUCCACUGGCUAGAACACAGCAGACUGUACCUGCUGCUCAUGAACCAUAUCUUGGGGUUGUGGUGGUUCUGUAUGGCCAGGAGAGGGGCCUCAGACUUUCAGAUUCUCAACUAGAGUUGGAAGAAAUGCUCUCGGUGGCUUCCUAGUACCCAGAUACACAGCCCUUCCCACCCCAGGCUCUCCCUACAUUGCCCUUUGCCCACCCCCUGCCCACCAGCAGGUCAGGCCCUGUUCCUGGCAGCCCUACAGUUUGGAGAAGCCAUGUUCCAUAUCCGUUGUAGACCCUUCCUCUGUGCCCUACCCCUCUUGUGCUCCAGGAAGUCAGGCCACUGUCUCCUGUGGGGGUGUUUUUCCCACAUGAGGCCCAAAACCUAGAUUCUGGGGAGCAGAGUGUGAGUCCCACACCCAAGGUGGUUGAGUGCCCUGUCUCUCCAGGAGAGGACCCACACGUGCCUGCAGGCACAAGGGUGGUGAGGGCCAGGGCUGGCAUGUUGGAGGGCGGCAGCCUCACGGGCAGAUUCUACCAGGGACCUUCCUCCCUGCCCCAUUUUGUCUUCAGCCAUCACAGCUGUCCCACCAGAGAGGUGUGGAAGCAAGGAACCUUCUGUAGCACAAGAAAUGCUAAUGUGUUGUCAAAUGAGGUAGCCACCAGGAGGAAGCAGCCUCUGAUCUUUGCCUGCCUGCAGUGGGAUGGUGACCAUACCUCCUGCUUCCUACAACGACCACUUCAUCUUGUAGUCCCAGGGCAGUGGUCCGCAGCCUGGAAUAGGCACCAUGCUCACCCAGCCUGGGACCACUGCCAGAGUGGGUGCAUCAUGCUGAGCGGACGAGCAUCCAGGAGAUACAGUGGUUCUCUUGGGGUAGUGAAGGUCAGCAUGGGGGAUCCAUUCUGAUACUCAUCCUUUGGGCAUGCUCCAGGGAGGAGUGUGGGACACGUUCAUGAGAACUCGGGGGUCUCGCACAAGCACAUCAGGUGCUGGGGGCUUGCUGUGGCCUCCGUCGGGAGGUGGUCAUUUUCAGGGCAUACAUGGAAAGCUCGGCCGUGUUCUGCCCCAGUCCCUGGUUACCUGGCCCUCCUCGAGGUGGGUUUCCUGUGUGUGUAGGCUUGGGUGUAGGAUCUGUUCUGUACAUACUGGAAUGUUUUAACUUAUGAUCCGUUGUCCCAAUUCACACGGAAACACGGGUCUCUCCUUGGUUUCUUUGCUGCAUCUGGAAACCGGUCCCAUCCGGGGCCAGCACUCAGGCCGAGGUGCCCAGAGACAGCAGCAGCUGCCAGUGCCCCUAGGCCCCUCGGGCCUCCAGUCCAGCACCUCCGCUCAGGCCACCUGCGUGGAGGUGAAGGUUCCUCGUGCCUGCAGCAUCUCAUCCGAUGCUGUCACCUGCUGGGGCUACACAGAAGGGGCGCCCCACCCAGGGGCUCUGCCUAGGGCCACAAGGACAGAGGCAACACGCAGUGAGCAAACAGCCCACUCCCCACACAGACCUGCAACAUACCCUCCCGGAGGAGGAACUAGGGACGGCAGAACUGUCCAAGCAAUGAGUCUGUGACCUUGUUGGGAACUGGAAGUGUUUAACUUGAACCCAGGAGCGUUUAAAGCUUUAUUUAUUUAUAGCUUCUUAUUAAAAAAAAAAAAAUGUUGAGAAGAAAUCUUUUGGUUAUUCAUACAAGACAAGUUGGUGAUGGAAAGCAAGUCAUAAUCAUCUAAUUGUUUUUGUCUAGGUCAAGAAUGAAUGUUAGCAGAUGAAAUAAACCCUUGACAAGGA